CGUCACUAUCUCAGUUGCAAGAUGGCGAACGUUCGGGAUAGUGACACAUCGUUGUGGCUCCACAAUAAACUCGGAACUUCGAACGAUUCUUGGACAACCGGCUCAAUUUGUACACAAUUAAACGCUGAAGUUUUGAAAAAUAUAAAGGAUUGUUUUCCAGAUUUGCAAACACAAGUGAAACUAAAAUUAUUGCUAAGUUUCUUUCAUAUCCCGCGCAGAAAUGUUGAAGAGUGGAGAAAUGAAUUGGAAGAGAUUAUUGAGGUUGCAGCAGUCGACUCAGAUCUCUGGGUGGCGAUGCUCGCAGAAGUCCUUAAAACAUUCCCUUCAGCCGGUACCCUUAAUACAGAGAUAGCAGAGUUUGAUGAGACGAGGCCUAUCUUCAGUGACAUGAUCGGCGAGCUAAGAAGAGCCUUAGCUAAACAUUCAGACCUUGGACUAUUACCACUUGAGUGCCUUUAUUUAAAUAAAAAUGCCUUAGUUUCUGUGGUGGGACAACAACCCAACCCAGUGAAGCACUUUACUUUGAAACGUAAACCGAAGUCAGUGGCGCUGCGCACGGAGCUGCUCAGCAAGGCGGCCGAGGUGCAAGCCAACCAGAAGAAAGCGCAGGCGCCCACCGUGCCCGUGCGCAGCCGGGGCAUGCCCAGGAAGAUGACGGACACAACCCCGCUGAAGGGCCUGCCGUCCCGCUGGGCGGCCCGCAGCGGCGCGCGAGCCCCCCCCGCCGUGCGGCCCCCCCCGCGCUCUGGCAUCAAGCUGCUCGACAUCACGGAGCAGCCCGCCACGCACGCGCAGAUCAAGAAGCGCAGGAAGCUCGAAAUGGAGGAAGGUUCAAAGAAAGCUCCCCCAGCGGCGCCCUCGUCUCCGCCGCCUGACUACGCCAAGGGACUCAACAACUUCCAGAUGCCCAAAGCGGAUGAGCCACCACCCAGCAACGAGCCUGCGAGUGAGGCGGACGGUGUGGAGGGCCCGGAGGGUGCGGAGAGUGCGGACAGCGUGGAGGGCGCGGAGAGUGCGGAGAGCGCGGAGGGAGAGAGCACGCCCGCGCCCGCGCCCGCGCCGCUGCUCGUGCAGCAGGGCUCGGGUGCGAAACCCAUCGUGUUGGGACAGCAGCCCAAGCUGCUGUUGGCGGGCCAGGCGGGCGGCAAGCCGGUGCUGCUGGCGGCGCAGGGCUUGCUCAACACGUCGGCGGUGCUGCUGCAGCAGGGCGGGAAGGCGGUGCUGUUACAGAACAUCAAGCCGAUGGCGCAACAAGUUGUACAGCAGACGACACCGCAGAAUAUACCACAUCAAAUAACACAUCCUGUGGCGCCGCCCGCGCCCGCGCCCCCCGCGCCGCCCGCGCCCGCCGCGCCCGCGCAGACGCCGCUACUGCCGCGCCGCGGGCUGUCGCUCACGCGUGAGCAAAUGAUGGAGGCCCAAGACAUGUUCCGGAACGCCAAUCGAGUCACGAGACCUGAAAAGGCGCUCAUUCUCGGCUUUAUGGCUGGUUCCAGAGACAACCCCUGUCCGAACCUUGGCAACAUAGUAACGAUAAAGCUCUCAGAGAACAUAGAGAAUGUUCUACAAUCGGACGACACAUACCUCACGAUGCUGUCCGAGAUGCACUUCCAAAUGAACUACAACAACGGCCAGUGGACGAGACUCAAAAAGUACAGACACAUAGACGGUAUGGUCCCGCAAAAGAUCCCGCCGGGCUCUACGGUGAUAGCGGCCAACAAUCAGCAGCCGGUCGUUUCCAUCGCCAACCAGAGUGUCAGUUAAGGUUUGUCAUGCCCCACGUCGUUGUUCUUGCAAUGUGAUAUAAUAAAGUGUUAACGUUGAAUGUGUAAUAGGAUAUUAAUACAAUUGAUUAACGAGGUCUGCAUUGUGGUUAGACUCGGUGGCCUUCCGACCGGAUCCGGAGAUGUUGCAAUCACAGCGAUAAUUGUUAUCAAUGUGUGAACGUUGAAGUAAUUUUAAAUGAUUUCGAAUUCCAGGUGAUUUUAAAAAUAAAAACUGGACUUGAAUUUAGAUUAAUUAGGAUUCAGAUUAUUUCGUUUUACGAUUUAAAAAAACGUUAUGUAUUUUCUUUUCUUUUUUUUAUAUAAAAUUUCGUGAGUCGAUAUAAUCUGUUCCAGAAAUACUUGUAUAUGUUAGUUUAGUUGUUUUUGUAUUUUUUAAAUUAGAAUAAUCUGUGAAGUUUUGUUGAUCUCAAGGAUGACUAUUCUUGGCAUUAUUUCAGUAUAGUUUGUGCCAAAAUUAUUUUCAAAAUUAUAAACGUAUAAUUAUUAUAGUUGCUUAGUUUUGAAUAGCAUGAAAAAUUUAAGGCGUUUUCAGAUGCGUCGCUCAUACACAUUUUAUUAUAGACUAGAUAUCCAACGAGACGCAUUUGUUAACGCCUUACAAAAUUCAUUUUUACUAUCUUAACGUUUAAUAAUAAAACGCUUUAACUUAUGCCUAAAGAGCCUUGUAUUUAGCGUCAUAAAAAAAACCACGAUAUUUACAAACUAGGGAUAUACAAAAAGUUUAAUUAAAAAGUUGAAUUUGAAACGAAAUGCAAUACAUUUUUUCUCCUGUAAAAAUAUGUUUAUUUUUGUAUAGUCAAUCUUAUGUUGUAAAGCAUUUGUUUGAUAUUUAAAUAAUGAUAAAUAUUCUCAGCAAAUUUAAAUCAAAGUAACAUCUUCUCCAUGUUUUUCUUUUAACGCAAACCUCAGGUUUGCUUGAACGAAUCGGACUUUUAAAUUUAGGAAAAUGUAUCUAUUCCAUAUU
Molecule: messenger RNA, 2751 nt
Organism: Vanessa tameamea
Lineage: Eukaryota; Metazoa; Arthropoda; Insecta; Lepidoptera; Nymphalidae
Gene: Nelf-A
Product: negative elongation factor A
Exons: 11
Coding region: 22-1764 (580 amino acids)
Biological process (GO): negative regulation of transcription elongation by RNA polymerase II
Cellular component (GO): NELF complex
Source: RefSeq, a predicted model, not a curated record